AUGGAGGCGACUCAUCUGGGUCUUUCCGAUGGCGACCUCCGCCAAAUAGUGGUUCAAAACGCAUCCGACCAAGGCCGACCGGCAGGCGAGCUGGGUCGUAUCGUACGGACCUCGUUACAGCCCUUCAACCCCAGUCCGGAGGGCUUUCUGGCGGCACACUACGCCCUUGCGAUCACGCUCGAGACUCCCAGUGGCCGCAAGGAAGAGUGCACCUUCUUCGUUAAGUGCCUUCCCACCGAGAAUGCGGCUUUGGCAAGGUACCUCGAGGAGAUCGGUAGCUUCCGAAAGGAGAGCCACGUCCUACAGGACAUCGUUGCAGCGAUCCAGCGAGUGUGUCCAUGGCGUACGAUCGCUCCAAGGGUGCUCUGGGCGCAUGGUGAUCGAGUGUUAGUCAUGAACAACCUCAAAAUCGCCGGUUACUCGACGGUCAAGCGCGAGAGUGGCUUACUGGAUGAACCAUUCCUGCGGCAGGCGCUUGAAACGCUUGCCUGUCUGCACGCUGGUUCGAUUGUGUUGGAGGAACGCAACGCCCGCACACUGUCGGAGCUAUUUCCUGACGUGUUGCGUGAGAAUGCGUGGAACUCAAACCCUCAAAGCACGCGUCAUCAGGAUGUCACCAACGUGAUCGAGUUGUACAGCGAGCUGGUUCGGCUGUGCGAUCACUGGCCAGAAAGUCGAAAAGCCGCCAUUUUGCAGCAGUUGCCAGCGCUAAUGCGACGUAUCUACGCGUUCGUUGUACCAUCCACCGAAUUCCGGAACACUCUCAACCACGGGGAUCUUUGGUGCAACAACGUGAUGUUUCGUUGUGAUGCCAAAGGACUCCCCAUCGGGUGUGCACUUGUGGACUACCAACUGAGCCGUUACGUGCCACCGGCGUAUGAUGUCAAUCUGCUGCUGUACCUCACGACAGAUCGGAAGACACGUGAAACCUCUCGUCCGGCGUUGCUGGACCAUUAUUACGAGGUAUUUGUGGGGGUGCUCGACUGUAAUGGGUUGUACGCGAGUGUCAUCCUGCCACAGGACUCGUUCCGAAGGUCUGCAGAGGUGUACCGAUUGGCUGGACUCAUACACGCCACCAUGAUCAGCGGAGAGGUGACAUUGCCGGACGUGUUCUUGCAGCAGGUGUUUGGCAAUCUGGAGCUGACGGGAAGCUUCAUGCCGAUCCAGAAGGUGCGAGUGUGUGUGAAAGCGUUUGAGGCGGACGAGUGCUAUCGAAACCGAUUGAUCGAGCUGAUGGAGGAGUUGUUCGCGCACAUUCAGUAGGCGACACGGAACUGUCAUGAAUGUGUGGUGUAUGUGAUCGAGAAGUGUCACACACUUGUGUGCUUGACAAACAGGCUUGCUUUGAUGGAUGAAAUUGAGGUUUCUUGCAGUGUUUUGACCGAGCGUUUAGGAAUAAAAUUGGAAGAAAUUGUAAUCAGCAUGAAUACUUCAUCCGCUGCAAACGUUCAAUGCUCCAUGAAGUUGAUUUGCCUGACAAUUCCCAAGAACGUUCAUAAUGGCACCGCUCGACGGGAAAGUAGCGACACAGUACGAUCGAUUGCCGAGUUCAUUGUAUGUCCACAAAUGUCCACAACCCGUUCAAUGUGA
Molecule: messenger RNA, 1590 nt
Organism: Anopheles nili
Lineage: Eukaryota; Metazoa; Arthropoda; Insecta; Diptera; Culicidae
Exons: 1
Coding region: 1-1263 (420 amino acids)
Source: RefSeq, a predicted model, not a curated record